This is a messenger RNA of Ambispora leptoticha, 867 nucleotides long. Lineage: Eukaryota; Fungi; Glomeromycota; Glomeromycetes; Archaeosporales; Ambisporaceae. The record is from the annotation of a GenBank genome assembly.
AUGAGCCAUUUUUCACAAAUUGAGGAAUAUGAGAAUACAUCUGAAAAAGAUUUUCACACUCCUGUCGAAGACGAAAAGAAAUUAAGCGAUACUAGAUUUUAUGUGCAUUAUUUCUACGAGCAUUUGUUUAAUGGCAACAUAGGCGCUCCAGUUCAUGAAAAGUUACAAAAAGGUGCUAAAGUAUUAGAAUAUCGUUGUGAUUCUGGAAUUUGGACUCGAGAGAUUGCUAUCGAAUAUCCAGAUACAGAAUUUUAUGCAGUUGAUUCAACCGUACCAAAUUCUAGAGAUGACGGCAAUAAUAUUAAUAUUACGUUGAUUGAAUGCGAUAUUUUUAAAAAGCUACCAUUUCCUGAUAAUGAAUUUGAUUACGUUUAUGCUAAAGAUAAUUUGUUAUUUAUGACAACAAAUACAUUUCGGGCAGUUUUAUUGGAAAUAUUUAGAAUAUUAAAGCCUGGUGGUUGGUUAGAGGUUGUAUAUUCGUGUAAAACGGACCUUAUUCCUGGACUAGGAUAUACACGGUUAACUAACGCAUGGCAUUCAUGGCUUACGGCACAAAAUAUUGAUUAUGACAUAAAUCCAAACCUUGAAAAUUACCUUCAAGAGACUGGAAAAACAGAAUCCAUGUCGCGUCGAAUAGAAGAAAUGCAAGUCGGAAGCGGCAAUACUAUGGGAGAGUUUAAGCUCGAAAUUACUCUAAUGUUUUAUAGAAGUGCGAGAAGUUAUUUGGCUCCCUUUAUGAACAUUUCAUUUGAAGAAUUCGAUGAUCUGGUGAAUAAUGUUGAAAAUGAACUAAAUGCUAACAAAAUAAAAAUAACAUUCAAACAAGUAAUUGCAAAAAAAAAGAGUACGAAUUCUGAAGAAAACUAA